Esox lucius (northern pike) is the source of this 2968-nucleotide messenger RNA. RefSeq names its product glucose-6-phosphate dehydrogenase (gene g6pd). The transcript is spliced from 14 exons. The coding region runs from base 143 to 1744 and encodes 533 amino acids. The record is from RefSeq and is a predicted model, not a curated record. Gene Ontology annotation, cellular component: cytosol. Gene Ontology annotation, molecular function: glucose-6-phosphate dehydrogenase activity; NADP binding. Gene Ontology annotation, biological process: pentose-phosphate shunt, oxidative branch; glucose metabolic process. Lineage: Eukaryota; Metazoa; Chordata; Actinopteri; Esociformes; Esocidae.
GAGUCGUGUCAUUUUAACGAGGAAGAAGGAAAGUACGCUAGAUAUGUACUGCAAGUAUUUUGGUGCUUUGUGAGUUUACAGAAGUAUCGGAUGAGAUUAGUUCAGUAAUCGCCCCAUUAUCAGCUAAUCGUUUGAAUUGGAAAUGGCUGGAAAGAGACCUGCCAGUGGUGCCAUUGCACAACAACGAACUGGAGAAAUGAGUGCCAUUCCCCUCUCUCGGUCUGAGGUGUUUGGGGAGCUGCGGAAGGAGCUGCAUGAAGAUGAGGAGUUCCGUCAGUCUGAUGCACACAUCUUCAUCAUCAUGGGAGCAUCGGGGGAUCUAGCCAAAAAGAAAAUCUACCCAACUCUAUGGUGGUUGUUCAGAGAUGGGCUCCUUCCGGAACAAACCCACUUUGUGGGCUUUGCCCGUUCUGACCUGACAGUGGAGGCCAUCAAAACUGCCUGCAUGCCCUACCUGAAGGUGGCUGAGUCUGAGGUGGAGCGCCUGUCGGUGUUCUUCAGCCGCAACUCUUACGUCAGCGGGAAAUACGCCGACGAGAAGGCCUUCGCCAACCUCCACACCCACCUGCUGUCGCUGCCCGGAGGGGGUGACGCCAACCGCCUCUUCUACCUGGCGCUGCCGCCCAGUGUCUACCACGACGUCACUAGUAACAUCAAGCACUACUGCAUGAGCGCCAAUAGGGGUUGGAACAGGGUGAUUGUGGAGAAGCCGUUUGGUCGUGACCUGCAGAGUUCUGAGGAGCUUUCCACUCACCUCUCGUCUCUGUUCACUGAGGACCAGAUCUAUCGCAUUGACCAUUACCUAGGCAAGGAAAUGGUGCAGAACCUCAUGGUCCUCAGGUUCGGGAACCGGAUCUUUGGGCCCAUCUGGAACCGGGACAGCAUAGCAUGUGUGGUCCUCACUUUCAAAGAGCCCUUUGGCACCCAGGGCCGGGGCGGCUACUUUGAUGACUUUGGCAUCAUCCGCGAUGUCAUGCAGAACCACUUGCUCCAGAUGCUGUCUCUGGUUGCCAUGGAGAAGCCAGCUUCCACCAGCUCUGAUGAUGUGCGGGACGAAAAGGUGAAGGUGCUGAAGUGCAUUUCCCCCGUCACCAUGUCAGACGUGGUGUUGGGGCAGUACGUGGGCGACCCGGAGGGACAGGGCGACGCCAAACUGGGUUACCUUGACGACCCCACCGUCCCCAAAGGCUCCACCCAGGCCACCUUCGCCACGGCUGUGCUCUAUGUGCACAACGAGCGCUGGGAUGGUGUUCCGUUCAUCCUGCGUUGCGGCAAAGCCCUGAACGAGAGGAAAGCGGAGGUGCGUCUACAGUUCACAGAUGUUCCAGGGGACAUCUUCGGAGCGCAGUGUCGUAGGAACGAGCUGGUGGUACGCGUUCAGCCCAACGAAGCCGUUUAUGCCAAGAUGAUGAGCAAGAAACCAGGAGUUUACUUCCACCCUGAAGAGACAGAGCUGGAUCUGACCUACAAAAGCAGAUACAAGGAUGUGAAUUUGCCAGAUGCCUAUGAGCGCCUCAUCCUGGAUGUCUUCUGUGGCAGCCAGAUGCACUUUGUCAGAAGUGACGAGCUGAGGGAGGCCUGGAGGAUCUUUACACCUCUCCUUCAUCAGAUCGAAACUGAGAAGACUCCCCCGAUCCCAUACAAAUAUGGGAGCCGUGGUCCUGUGGAAGCCGACGAGCUCUCCAAGAGGGUCGGUUUUCGUUAUGAAGGAACAUACAAAUGGGUCAACCCCCACAAACUGUGAGGUUGAGGAGGAAGAAUGGGACAGUUCGAGGAAGGGGUCAGAACGAGUGUCGUCAUGUGCCAACACUUUUGAAUGUCUUCUUUGUACUUUCUGAUAUAUUGCCCUUUUCUGUUCCAGACAUGUCAGGGGCAAGUCAGGACAAAAUCUCUGGGAGUCAUUUAAAAAGUGUUGGUACAUUGCCACGGUCUCUGGUACCUGCUACGUCAAUGUUUUGUACAAUGACCUGGUGUCACUAACAUCAUCAGGUCUUAACUGGGGGGAGAAAGAGCAAACAAACAUGUGACACAUUCGGUUUCUUUUGUUUCUCCCUGAACUCUAUACUCUCGCUUCUAAUCAAAGAAAAACACAGUCCGUACUCAGUCGACCCUCCCCUCAGACCUUUGCACAUUUUAAAGAGCAAACUUUGGAUCUGUUUAUACCUGAUGCUGAUAUGUGUCCUUUGUUCUGAUUGUACCUCUAUUCUUACAAUUUUAUUGGAUGCAACUUAGAACCAGGUAUAAAAUGGGAAUAGGACCGCUGCCUCUGCAUGGGUCAGACCAUCUUUUUUUUUACUUCUAGAAGGAGUGUACAGGUACACGCUUGAGAAUCAGAAUAAAAAGUUACAGUACUCUGACAGCGCAUCCUACAGAGCCAGGAUGUCCGGUGGCCAAAGCUACCAAACUUAAGACCUGCAUUUGUUUACAUGUAGAACAAAAGAUGUAGAACCUGCUGGUGGAAAUUAAAAUGAAUGUCUACCACCUUCUGCUAUUGCCACAAACAGGUAGGAUUGUAAUACUUUAAUGCUCUGUGGCCCUUGCUGUCAUUUUGUUGUAUUUAUUGUUUUUCUACUGUUACUGUAAACUUUUUUGCUUAAGCUGUUUUGGACCAAAGGAAAAUCUGAAGUGGUUACAUGUUGGUUCAAAACAUGCUGGUUCAAUACGUGGGAUAGUAUUCCCUGAAGGCAGUUUCUCCAGUUUCUUACAGAUCAACAUUGUAUUAGAACAAGGCUUUUGUGUGCUUAAUUCCCCCAAAAAACUGCUGUUUGUCUCUAUAUUUCAUUCCUUUUGGUUUACUCAUGAUUUGUAGGAAUAUUUAAGUUACUGAUGUUUGUUAUAGGUAAGAGUUUAGAAACAGCAAGGUAUGUCAUAGAGUCCAAGCAAGGCUAUCUUUAUAAUUACAUUGUUAUAGACUAAACAUUCCUGUUAUAUUUUUACAACUUGCAAUAAAUCAGUCAUUUCUUCAGUG